Messenger RNA from Xiphophorus couchianus (Monterrey platyfish), 5423 nucleotides. It is a transcript of the gene itga1, whose product is annotated as integrin, alpha 1. The transcript has 31 exons. Gene Ontology annotation, cellular component: external side of plasma membrane; integrin complex. Gene Ontology annotation, biological process: cell-matrix adhesion; cell-cell adhesion; integrin-mediated signaling pathway. NCBI's taxonomy places the organism in Eukaryota, Metazoa, Chordata, Actinopteri, Cyprinodontiformes, Poeciliidae. The record is from RefSeq and is a predicted model, not a curated record. Gene Ontology annotation, molecular function: integrin binding. Bases 422 to 3862 code for a protein of 1146 amino acids.
GAAGUCCCCGCCCCGCCCCUCCUUUCCUACUUCCAGCUGAGCCGAGCGGACGCGUAAUUUCCCGCUGAGCCGAGCGGACGCGUACAAAAGAGGCAGCGUUUUCUGUCAGCCUGAGCAGGGACCCAGCUCCGAAAAACCCCAAACCCCAUGGACUCCUGUUAGUGGGUUAACAAUUGUCGCUUCUUGGGGGAUAUUUUGGUGAAAGAAAAGGAGGCUAAACAGGACCCGCGUGGCGCGCCAGGAUGCUGCGGCUCAGUCAGAUUUCCACUUUGACAGCAGCGGCAGUUGUUGGCGGAGCCAGACAGAACAGAGGGCAGAGAAGAAGUCAUUGUCCCGCACGUCCGCCUGAACUCUGACCAAUGUGCUUCGCUCUGUGCUGCUGACAUGUGUGUUGUCCUUCAACGUGGAUCAGAAGAAUGCUAUGUCCUUCAGCGGUCCUCUGGAUGACAUGUUUGGCUACACUGUCCAGCAGUUUGAGAACAGCGAGGGGAAAUGGGUUCUGAUUGGAUCGCCGCAUUCAGGCCAGCCUGCUAAAAGGACAGGAGAUGUUUACAAAUGUCCUGUUGGACGGGGGGACAAUACCUGCAUCAAACUGGAGCUGCCAAAAAACACAACUGUUCCCAACUUGCAUGAAGUAAAGGAAAACAUGACCAUGGGAACCACCCUGGUGACCAAUCCCACUGGAGGAUUUAUGGCGUGUGGUCCUCAGUAUGGCUACAUGUGCGGCCAGCAGCAGUACAUCUCAGGAGUUUGUGCAAACGUCAGCCCGUCAUUCCAGAUCCUCAACUCCAUAGCUCCCGGAGUGCAAAAUUGUACAAGCAAUCUGGACAUUGUCUUUGUGCUAGAUGGAUCAAACAGUAUCUACCCAUGGGGAAGAAUUGUUGACUUUCUUGUCCGUUUCCUGGAAAGAGUCCAGGUUGGACCUAAACUGUCUCAGGUGGGCAUAGUGUCCUAUGGCCAGGAUGUGAAACACCAUGUCAACCUCAGCCAGUUUAACAACAACAAAGAUCUGCUUAAGUUUGUCAGACGCAUUCCUCAGCACACCGGGACAAAAACUCACACUUUCUUGGCCAUUGACACUGCCAGGAAGGAGGCCUUCACGCAAGAGAGAGGUGCAAGAACCGAUGCAAAAAAAGUCAUGGUGAUUUUGACCGAUGGAGAGUCACAUGACAACCACAUGCAAAACAAAGUCAUUGGUGACUGUGACCAGGAUCACAUCGAGAGGUUUGGCAUUGCUGUUUUGGGAUACUACAAACGUGAAAAUAAAAGUGAAGAAGACGUGCAGAAGUUUAUUGAUGAGAUUAAGUCAAUAUCCAGUAAACCCAUACAGGAUCACUUCUUCAAUGUGUCUGACGAGCUCUUCUUGGUGAAUUUAGCGGAUACUCUGGGAAGAAAGAUUUUUGCCCUGGAAGCAACAUCUGGGAACUUUACCUCUUCCUUUGAGAUGGAGAUGUCCCAGGCUGGAUUCAGUGCCCAUGCUUCUAAAGACGGCUUGUUACUAGGAGCAGUAGGAGCGUAUGACUGGAACGGGACAGUGGUCAUGCAAACUGCUGAAUCUACUAUUACUCCAGAAAAAGAUGAGUUUUACGAUCCGAAGGAUAAUAAAACUGGCAGAGGACUGGCAGAGUACUUAGGGUAUGACGUCCAGUCUGCAUCCACCCCUAAAGGUGUGCUAUACAUCACUGGGGCACCAAGAUACAACCACACGGGUCGUGUAGUUAUCUACCAGCUGACUAAGGAAAGCAGGGUUGAAACUGUGCAGAUACUGCGUGGGGAGCAGAUUGGCUCCUACUUCGGUAGCGUCUUGCAGACUGUUGACGUCAAUAAUGAUUCCUACACAGACCUCCUUUUAGUUGGAGCGCCGAUGUACAUGGGUCCAGAAAGAAAUGAGCAGGGUAAAGUCUACGUCUACAAACUCAAUGAGAAGGGCAAGUUUGUGCACAAGUUUAAUUUGAAGCCGGUGAACCAGUCCUGUUGUUCGGUUAACUCGGACGGCUGCACCAUGAAAAACGAGCCAUGCGGGGCUCGGUUUGGUACAGCCAUAGCUGCAGUGUCGGAUCUCAACCUUGACGGGUUCAACGACGUGGUGAUCGGUGCACCUUUUGAGAAUGACCACAGAGGAGCCGUCUACAUUUACCAUGGGCACAAAAGCAACCCUUACCUGAACUUAGUUCAGCACAUCCCAGCAGGUGGGGAUGGAGAAAAGGUGAAGUUCUUUGGGCAGUCCAUACACGGAAUCAUGGACCUAAAUGGAGACGGCAUCGUUGACGUCACCAUAGGAGGUCUGGGAGGAGCUUCCCUGUUCUGGUCAAGAGAUGUUGCGCAGGUGACUUCCAGCAUGACGUUUGAACCCACUAAAAUCAACCUGCAGCACUCUCAGUACCAGUGUGAACACAGGGGGCAUAAAUCUGUUUGUGUAGACACCACAGUGUGUUUUCAAUAUCAAGUUAAGUCUGAGAAGAGACAUGCAAGCGCCACAGAAAUUCGCUAUAACGUAACUCUGGAUGUUCUGCGUAGCAAAGCCAGAGCUUCAUUUAUUGACCAGGACUUGGACAAAAGUGAUCGUAGGGUGACAAAGACAUUCUUAAUCAGCAACGGACAAAGAAUAUGCAAGACGGAAAGAUUCAUCAUGUCGGCCCAGCUGGACUUCAAAGACCCGUUCAACGUUACAUUAGAAUUUGGACUCACUAAUGAGGACCAAGGCCCUGUCCUGGAUGCAAACCUACCCAGAUCUAUCACUAAGACAAUUCCCUUGGUUGACUGUGGAGAUCAAUUAAAGUGCAUCACUGACCUCUCCCUCACGGCAGUGCCGAGUGAGAAAAGCAUGCUGAUCCCAGUCAAAUCAAAAGAUAAGCUUGACGUGAAAAUUGACAUCAUCAACAAAAAAGACAAUGCCUACAACACCAAGGUUAUUCUCAACUUCACACCAAAUAUUAACUACGUUAAAGUUGAGCCAGAGAAAGAGUGCACUCCGGAUCACAUGAAGGUGGAGUGCGCUGUUGGAUAUCCCUUCCUGGGAAGUAAUGCUAAGGAAAGUUUUAAAGUGAGAUUUGAGACAGACUCAACUCGCAUAAAUGAGAACAUCCACAUCAAUGUGACAACUAUAAGUGACAGUGAAGAGAAUCCGAAUACCCUCCAUGACAACAAUGUGGAAAUCUCCCUCCCAGUGAAAUAUGAAGCCGGAGUCAUAUUCAGUGUGAGUCAUGCAGAAAAGCAUAUAAUAAUUAAAGAUGGUGAACAGUACUCCUUGAAAGACAGUGACUUUGGGAGGAUGAUAGAGGAGGUCAACAUCAGCUACACGGUGGAAAAGGCAGGUAGUACCCUCACUCCACCUCUUGACCUUAAAGUGAUGUACCCUUAUCGGUCUCCUCUAGACAACGUGUUACUGUUCUGGACAAGCAUCGUCUCCAGCACUGGGGUAAAAUGUAAAGAACCCCCGGCCCCUAAACACAACAAACCAAAAAAGGAAACUCUCACUCGCUUCCUACUGGAAUGUGGACAAACACAAUGCGACUCAUUCAGCUGCUUCAUCCCUGAAACCAAUAAGAGUCAGGUCAACGUUACCUUCAAAGUGUGGAAGCCGACGUUCAUUGAGGGUGAGUUCUCUAGUUUAAAGAUGAUGGUGAACGCGACGUUGAUGUUCAAACAGAGUCAUCUGUUUGAACUGGGCAGCAACGCAAAAAAUAGAAAUGUGACGAUCCCGAUUUCAAAGGAAACGGUUGGAGGAAUCCCUAUUUGGAUCAUCAUCAUCAGUAUCUUGAUAGGAUUGUUGAUCUUGGCGCUUAUUAUUUUCAUUUUCUGGAAGCUUGGCUUCUUUAAGAGAAAAACCAGGGACUAUUCAAAGGAAGAGAUGUCUGAUUGAGGUAUUCGGACCACUGAAUUGCAAGCUGCGCUUUAAGAGAACCCAAAGACACCUCAGAGCUGUGGCAUAUGGACUAUCAGGGGAAAAAAAGGAGUCAACAUCACUAUUUUCUACAUUGUCAUGUGUCACAUAGCGACGGAAAAAAUCUCUCAACUGCUUCUCAGUGCUGCUUGGAGCAGCUGGUUGUAAUAUUUGGGCUUCUCUGGUGGGGACCACAGAAGAGCCAAAGACACUGACUGUAAAUCACUGUAAAUGUGACGUAUUUGCUUUCUGAUUUCACUUAUGUUGUUGUUUUUUACCAACCUGUUGAUAAAGUAACAUAAUUUUAUUAUUUUAAUUUUUUUGUUGUCGUGGUUGCUAUAGGUUCAUUCUAAUCUCUGAUGGCUUCACUAAAGCUUUAGUGAAAAAAGUACUCAGGUUUAUCACCAUAAAAAUCCAAAGUUACCUAAUUCACCAAAAAAAAACAAACAAAAAAAACUUGACAUUACAGUGAAAACACCAAAGGAUGAAAAAGAAAAAAUAAGUCUAUAUUAACUUUAUUUUUACAUGAGCUCUGAGUCCCAUUUUCAAACAUGUUUGCUUGAUGAAUUUUAGGAGACACUGUAUUUUUAAGCAUUCCUAUAGCAUUUUGUUGUUUUGUCAGCGUAGUUAAAUAUCAUGGCACAUCUUUUAUUUUUCAGUUAGCUCCAGUAAUUAAGUGUAAUUAUCACCAGGAGAGCCUUCUGUGAGUGUACUGUAAAUAGAAGAAGUAAUGGAUGUAAAGCUGUAAAAUGUACAGAAUUAUUUUGCAUUGUAUUUAAUGUUUUGUGUGACAGGUGAUUUUGCUCAGGUGCUAAAAGAAUGAUAAAAGGUGACCUUUGCUUUGGACACAAUAAAAAAGAAAAAGCUAUCCGGCUUUAGAUUUUAUGCACAUAUGUAAAUAAGGUUAUAUUUUGAUAGAAAAAAAUACAUUUGAUACUAUCAUCUGCUUAAACAUAGAUGGAGGCUAAUGUUUUUAUCAAGCAGUUUAGCUUACUUGAUGGAAAAUUGUAUUUCAAACUUAUUUCUUGUCGUUUUUAUUGCAGAAUAGAUGAUAUUUUCUAAAUUUGGAAGAAAUGUUUGCCUAUGAACCAUUGUUUUUAUUUUCAAAGCCCCUUCUCACCUGCAUGAAACACACUGUGGUUCACUCACUCCAGUGGGGUACAUAAUGCUUUUUCAGUCAGGUUGUUCACCUUUUUUCUACUUUCCCUACCAUAGCUGUAAAGAAUAAUGUUAAGGGCAAGAAAAGAUAGCUUUUGAAUAUUUUUAUAUUAUAUUUUAUAUAGGCUCUCACCCUCCACAAUGGACACAUGAAGCACAGGUAUUAAAGUGUGUAUUACGCAGAAUGUAUGGCCACGUCUGGUUUAUGCAAGAGGGUGGAGCGAAAGGCACAAAGUGAAAGUUGUGAGCUCAUGGCCAGCUUUCUGUACUGCUGUGAAGUCUUCAUUGUAAUGCACUGGUUUGUCAGAGGUUGUGUAUGUCGUCAUUAGCACAAAAAUCGUCUGAAAAAUAUCCACUAAAUAAAGAUUUUUUUUAUUCAACA